Molecule: messenger RNA, 1197 nt
Organism: Belonocnema kinseyi
Lineage: Eukaryota; Metazoa; Arthropoda; Insecta; Hymenoptera; Cynipidae
Exons: 2
Coding region: 1-1197 (398 amino acids)
Biological process (GO): DNA integration
Molecular function (GO): nucleic acid binding
Source: RefSeq, a predicted model, not a curated record
AUGAAUUGGAUAAAAAAGGCCUCACACACUCUUCCAACCUUUGAAGCAAAUCGUGUCGCCAAAAUUCAAGCUUUAUCGAUACCUCAUGAGUGGCGACACAUAGCAACCGAAUAUAAUCCCGCAGAUCUCGUAUCGCGAGACCUAUUGCCAAAGGAGAUAAUCGACAACUCAUUUUGGCUGAAUGGUCCUGACGUUGAAGGCAUCCUCAGGGUCGGAGGUCGACUUAGCCAAUCCGACCUCAGUUAUUCAAGAAAACAUCUGAUCCUUCUGCCUCAAGGUCACAUGGUUACAAAUCUUAUCAUUCGCGAGAAACAUUUAACUCUCUUUCACGCAGGCACACAAGCCACGCUUAACGCUACUCGCGAAUUCUACUGGAUGGUCAACGGAAAAAAUGCAGUCAAGAAUAUAAUACGACAUUGUGUCACUUGCUGUCGCGCAAAACCACAAACCCCAAACUAUAUCAUGGGAGAUCUGCCAAAAAAUCGCACAAUCUUUAAAAGGGCUUUUUUGCAAUCCGGAAUCGAUUUCUGCGGGCCGUUUUACAUUAAAGAAAGAAAAUUUCAAAAUCGAAAAAAAAAUAAGAUCUAUGUUUGCGUUUUCGUAUGUUUCGCGACAAAGGCUGUACACAUUGAAAUCGUCAGCAAUCUGACCACCGAAGCCUUUGUAGCUUGUUUGAGUAGAUUUUUUUCAAGACGAGGAAAAAGCUCGGAUCUGUAUGGCGAUAACGCUACUAACUUUGUAGGGGCAAAAAACGAACUUGCAAAAAUUUCAGAAUUUCUAAGAUCUCAAAAGGUGAACGCAACAAUCUCUCGUGUACUUGCUAAUCAUAAUAUCAAUUGGCAUUUCAUGCCCCCGCGUUCACCUCACUUUGGUGGGCUCUGGGAAGCUGCUGUCAAAUCGUUCAAGUAUCAUAUAGUACGCGUUAUCGGCAAUCAACUUCUAACCUAUGAACAAUUUACUACACUUGCAACUGAGAUCGAAGCAAUUUUAAACUCCCGACCGUUAACACCACUUCCUUCUGAUCCUAAUGACCUAGCAGCCUUAUCUCCCGGUCACUUUCUUAUAGGUGACUCUUUAACGGGUGUGCCAGAUAACGAAUUGACGAUAACACGAUUUGACGGACUUGCCGUCAAGACGGCUUUCGUCUUGGCAGCAGGUUCAACAAAUGAAGCAACAUUUUUGGAAGCGCUGGAGUAA